UCACACUGCUGCCAGCUGAUUGGAGAGCGCACAUGUUUUGAUUGUUUUCCUUUUGGAUUUCGAACUUACCCCCGAUCUUCUCCAGAAUCUGGAAAAUGGGUGGACACCACAAGAAGAACCUGCGGGCGGAAAAGGCGAAGGUGAAGCUUAAGGGCGCCAAGCUGCCCAAGGGCCUAAAUGUGACCAAGACGGACUUCAAGGUGCGCAAAAUAGAGAUCCGGGAGCAGCUGAAGGAGUCUUCCUACUCCGCAACCGGUCAGCGGCAGCUUAAUCUCAAGGAGACACUCUCGCGGCUGAAGCAUCACAGCGUCAAGUUUCGCACGGAUGCCCUACGCAAUGUGCGGGAUUCCCUAAAGUCCGGGAAUGCAGAUCAUCUAAUCGGUCAUCUAAACGAGCUGUUCCAGGGCAUUGCAGCCGGUGCCUUGGACAUGGAGCGUUCGGCGCGACAGGAAUCAUUCAAGACCCUCGAUGUCCUGCUCGAGGCGCUCCAGCCGCACGCAGUGGCCCCGUUCUUCCAUGUCAUAGCCACUUAUUUGCGUUGUGCCAUGACGCACGUGCUGCCCGCCAUCCAGGAGGACUCGCUCCUCAUGCUGGACGUCCUGCUGCAGCGUGUGCCACCGGCUCUCUUGGCGGAGCGGAGUGCCAGCACCAUCAUUGGCAACUUCAUCGACAUGAUCUCCCGCGCCCGUCACGACAGCGAGCGCUCGAAUCGCACUCUCACUUUGAACCUGGGCCAGGGCAAGCAGACGACUGUGAAGUGGCGCACCAAGGUGCUCCUCCGCCUGCAACAGAUUCUUGGCACGUUGGUCGGCUCCAAGAGUUCCAAGACAGCCGUUGCCCGAGUGGUUCACUUCGAUGCAAUGCGUCCGCAGUACUACAAUGUGCUGUGUCCCGUUCGCCAGGACAACAGGGAGCUGUAUGCCAUUCUCAACGAAUCCAAACUAAGUGCCGACGGCGCUCGACUGCAAACCUACGUGGAGCAACUGCUACCCCUCCUACAGGACAACUGGCUAGAGGUCCGUCCGCAGCCACAACAGCCGCUGCUCAGUCAGGAUGCGGCAUCAAGUCUGCAUGUGGUCAUCAGUCUAAUGAGCCUGCUUUGGACUCUAAUCGCACAGCAUGAAUCAGAAAAUAGCACCAGGGAUCUCAGCGAUUGGCUGAGGAAGAACUAUGCGCAAAAGUUCCUGCUCAACUUUUUAGCCAAGGACGGCAGCCGUUUUCCCUACCAGCAGAUUCCGCUGGCUGCCAAGAAGUCAUCAAAAGAGAAGGGACCUGCGGAUGGCGGAGAACUUUGUUUGCCCCAAAACCUAGGCAUUGUCCAGCUGACCUGCAAGUUCUUUCCGAAUCCCAACGAGAAGCAGGCCCAACUGUUUAACCAUGUGGUUGCUUACAUGCAACGGAGCUUGGAGCGUCUGAGUUCUCUGCCGCCGGAGCAGCAGCUCUCAGUAGUGGCUUCCCUACGUCCAUUGCUCCUUGAAUACGCUACAUCGUUGCAGAGCAUCGUGGCAGAACCUUUGACCAACCUGCUGAGCGCCUCCAUCGAUGCUUAUGUGGGUCAGCGAUUCACCACCCGCGAAGGCGUGGCCACUCGAGUGCUAAGUCUUCUCUGCGAGAUUGUAGAGCGUUCGGAUCUGUAUGCCCGCUUUGGCGGAGAGCAGAGAUUCGCCCCGUUCCUAAGCUAUCUGCCGCAGUUGCUGCUGAAACCAACAGUGGGUGAGGGCACUCUGAGAGCCAUGGCCACGCUCUGCCGCCAACUGAAUGGCGUCUUUAUGUCCGCCCUGAUCCAAGUUGCGCCAGAGGUGGUCUGCCACUUGGUUAAUCUGCAGGUCACGAGCGAUUCCGAAGGCGAGGACAAAUUCGAGAACCAGAAGCGCGUUCUCAACCUUUUUUACUAUGCCAGAGAGUCGGACAAAGAGGGAAAGCUGGAGAGGGCCCUGAAGCAGGUGGAGGAGAAAGCGGACCACGACGCCAUUAGUGCUUACCUAAAGGCAGUGAUGGGCUUUAACUAGAGUUCCGGGUCCACAUUACACACAUACUUUUGUAUAGCUUCUAUAAUUAGUUUAAUGUUUACAUUAUAUUCCUCUGGCUUAAGACGAA
Drosophila rhopaloa is the source of this 2097-nucleotide messenger RNA. Its product is annotated as testis-expressed protein 10 homolog. Gene Ontology annotation, cellular component: MLL1 complex; nucleus. The record is from RefSeq and is a predicted model, not a curated record. The transcript has a single exon. The coding region runs from base 96 to 2009 and encodes 637 amino acids. NCBI's taxonomy places the organism in Eukaryota, Metazoa, Arthropoda, Insecta, Diptera, Drosophilidae.